CGACAAACACUGCACGGCGCUUGCCGAGGCCAACUCCAGACUCUGGCAUCUCAUGAUCCCAGGUUGAAUGUUGUCCCGUGAUGCAGUAGCGAACACUCUCGUGGCAUCUAGGCCACACCAAAGGCGAGCCAACAUGAAUUGCCAAUGCACCGGGCGUCUUAGCCAGCAUGGCAAGAUGUUGGCGGAUUUGGGUAGGCAUCAAGAACAAAUAGCACUGUACAUCCUCACCUCUCUUGAGUAGAAGCAUCAAGAAAAGACCAACAAUACUUCAAAACACUUACCAAAGGACCACACAAGAAAAACACAUUUUCCACAUUGCCGCUAUUUCACCCAACGGGCACACUCAUGUCAAUGUCUUACUUCUACGCCUACCCAGACGUAGACCCCUACCCAACCACGCACGUGGCACACACAUUCCCCGAGAAGAGUCACCAUCUUCACCACGUACCGAUCCCUUUCCUCGCGCACAAAGUGCACAAGGUCUUCCACGACAAGGACCAAGACGUGCACGUGCCCAAGAGCGAUGUCAGGGAGACGCCCAAGAGCUUCUACCUCGAAGUCGAACUGCCGGGCAUCAAGGACAAGUCGGAACUCCAUCUGCGCUGGACAUCGACUCGCACGUUGUUGGUGACGAGCAAAAUCCACCGUCCGGAGAUCCCAGAAGCAGAUAUGCUCGAGGAGGCUAGCGCUGAGGCUGGAGCUGGAGCUGGUGGAGGUACCAUUGAGCCGACACCGACACCGGCCACGGCAGGAGGAGAAGGUCAAGAGGCGCCGCAGGAAGAAUCGCAGCGCGAGGAGAGAGCCGUCCCAGUCCCAUCAUCCGGCCCACCGUCCGCCCAGGGAGACGAGGCCACCAGGAAGGAGGCAGAGGCGGCUGCAAAGAAAGAACCGCAUCUGACCGUCCACGAGCGGCAGAUCGGCGAUCUGAUGCGUGCGUUCAACUUCCCGGUGGACGUGGACCGCGACAACACGCAUGCCAAGCUGGAUGCCGGAUUGCUGAGAGUGACGGUGCCAAAGGUGAUGCAUGGUGAUGCCAAGUUGAGGCACAUUCCGGUCAGUAUUCACGAUGGAACUUCUGAGGCGGGUGACACCGUGCGUGAGUCCGUGGCUUAAUAGCGAGAGAGAGGCUACAUGCAGACUACUGGGGUAGUGAUCGGAAGACAGCAGCAGCAGCAUCAGCAGCAUCAGGAUUAUGAUUCGGUGGCCAGGCCGGUGUGGUUGCUAUCUAUGGUCGAGCGAAAGACUCAGCGUACUGGUCAGCAGAGAAGGAGACGUUGUCACCAAGAGAUAAUUGCAAUGAAUAUU
This is a messenger RNA of Exophiala xenobiotica, 1305 nucleotides long. RefSeq lists its product as uncharacterized. Lineage: Eukaryota; Fungi; Ascomycota; Eurotiomycetes; Chaetothyriales; Herpotrichiellaceae. The coding region runs from base 346 to 1113 and encodes 255 amino acids. The transcript has a single exon. Gene Ontology annotation, biological process: response to heat; response to hydrogen peroxide; protein folding. The record is from RefSeq and is a predicted model, not a curated record.